This is a messenger RNA of Daldinia vernicosa, 2115 nucleotides long. RefSeq lists its product as uncharacterized. The record is from RefSeq and is a predicted model, not a curated record. The coding region runs from base 1023 to 1316 and encodes 97 amino acids. NCBI's taxonomy places the organism in Eukaryota, Fungi, Ascomycota, Sordariomycetes, Xylariales, Hypoxylaceae. The transcript has a single exon.
UGUGUAGUAACUUGUAAGCCUCACGACUGUCGAACCAUUCAAAAGUCAUUCAAAAGUGACAACGAUCUUGCUCAAAUGUUGACCAAGGUUAACUCCGGGCUUAAAUAUGUCUUCUAACUAUAUCAGGUAUUCUGUUAUACUUUUCUCUUCCCCAUAAGUUAGGAUCUUGCGUUCAAAACUUCAUGUCUAUUGAGGAGCUUUCACGGAAUUCGCAAUGCUUGAUCUGCCAGGCUAUCCCAACAGCGUUUAACAUUCGCCGGCGUACCCUCAACACUUCACAAUCCCGGCCGGAUUCUCGCAUCAUUAUCGAAGUUCUAGGCCCGCUAUACCCAGAAGCUGUGUCCUCUAAUCAGCGCGAGCUAGAUUUAUCUAAUCCGAAUAGCAUUUUUGUCUGAUUGUUUCUUAGGCUCACUGUUAGAGUCCCAAAAGAUGACUUCGAAGUUAUAAGUGGUUAGUAAUAGUCCAAUGAACUCUCUCCAAAGAGUAUAAUGGCAUUUGAAUUUUAGUGGACUCCUCACUCUGGAGUAGAAGGGAUUGGACGUUUCAGGACUGGCUUCUUUCUCAGCGGUGCCUCUUCAUUACCGAGCAUCAAACCAUAUUGAAAUGUUCGCAAGCAGAAGCAAGUGAAGAGCUCACGUGGAGUCCUCAAGUUCUUGAAAACCCUAGGCCGCCAGCGGUUUUAGAUGAUAGUCUAGUAAGCAGUAAUAUUGAAGAUUAGGAUGAUUUGAACAAAGACAAAAUUUGUCAACCCCCAGGCUACUUUGAGCUACAAUCCUACGGCACAGAGGCUGAGUACCUAACAUAGUUAAAGACACCGCGCUCUAACAGAAUACUGCGGAUGAGUCCAAAACUAUACACCCCGCUAACUUUCUUAUGGCACCGACAUUCUCCAUGCUUUCACAGGCAUAGCUAAAUACCUAUCCAGGUUACUACCUUGCCCAACGCUAUCCGAUCUACCGGAGAAAUAUCUACCACAGUGUCUCCUGUGGAGUUGCCCAGGGGAACCAGGCAGGAGGGGUGAAAUGCCAGAAAUAUCCCGUUGGAGCUGGGCAGUGGCAUUGAGCACUGUUGGCUAUGAUUGGAUAUGCGCCAACCACCGGUUAGACCGGGGCGUCCUUGAAAUCGUAAGCUUGGUGUUCUUCUACCACCAAGAUCCGGCUUGCGGUCUUCGAAAAUUCGAUAUCCAAGAACGGUGGAUCCAACACGAAGUAACAAUCAAAAAAGCAGCAAGCCAGGCUGAGCUACCUACCCCCACGCCCAAAGCGCUAUCUUCCAACUGGAGGACCAAUCGAGAUUGGGGAAGACUGUCCCCAUAGUCCAUCCCAAGCCUUUGCCCGUCAAGUCUUGAGUGCGGAAGCCCGCCAGCUCGCCACUAUGUUUCCCGGUUCCUUGGCCUUCAAUACGGCAGUAACGUCACCAGGUACAGACCUCUUCUCUAAAGAAGAAUACUGGGAAAGGCCAUGAUGCACAGAACGCGGCAAUUUGGAAUGAAGGCACAAUUGUUUGGCGUCUAAACAUGACGGGUUUCGAGUGGAUCAAUACGCGACGGACGACGCCGGGCAAUAGAAAGCAUUUCGAUCUUACCGUUAUAUCCGGUGCCUUGGAACCUUUAUUAAUUCGGUAAUUGCAUGCCUUUCUUCGUUAGCAUUGUUGAAUAUGGUAGCUGCGUGUGGCGCUUGUUGGGCGGUCGGUGUGUAACCCAUUUGUUGCUCGUUGCGUUGGCGUCGGGGCCAUCUCUUUAUGCGAUUGGAAGCAGCGUCGGUCCAGAUGGGAGACCGUUGUAUUAUGCUAAUUCUUCAAGCGUCGAUUGAAUAUUAGGCGGCAAUGCGUAUUCAAAGUUGCCUUGUAUCUGAUAAUUUUUCAAUAGUUGCUACGACUGUCACACCAGCGCAAAGCGAUACUUACAACAACAGUACACGAUAGAUGUUACAGUUCGACGGAUUGAUAAGUACGAUUUCUAACACUAAAAAGUUAAAGCUAUCAGAUAUGCACCUCACAGCACAUCUCUUGGCAUCGAAUGCCAUCGGCGGCGGCGGGAUGUUACACUGACAGCUGUACGCAUUUUGGACGUUCCGGCCCGUGUUAUUAAAGCCCGUUUAAGAGAAUCAAACAAGU